Molecule: messenger RNA, 465 nt
Organism: Geodia barretti
Lineage: Eukaryota; Metazoa; Porifera; Demospongiae; Tetractinellida; Geodiidae
Source: the annotation of a GenBank genome assembly
AAUGGACUGGAGAUGAAAGAUUUUGAGGAAAGCAAUGAGGAAGAGAAAGAAUACUACUUUGAAGAUCCAUCCAACAUAGUGGUUUCUCGCAGUGAUGUCCCCGUGGCUGAGUUCCCAGAAUAUGUGAAAUUGUUGCAUCAAGAUAGAGAUCGCAAGCUGGAGGUCGAGUACAAGUCAUUGGAAAAGCUUCCUGCGGCAUCUACGGAAGCUGCAAAACUCGCCUGCAACAUCAGUCACAAUAGAUUCAGAAACAUCUUCCCCUAUGAUCACAGUAGGGUCCAGUUGAAGGGAAAUCCAGCAGUGGAGGGCUCUGACUACAUCAAUGCUUCAUUCAUUGAUGGCUACCCAGAGAAGAAGAAAGCUUACAUUGCCUCACAAGGUCCGACGGAGCUGACAGCCAACAGAUUCUGGGAGAUGGUGUGGGACUAUCAGAUCCCUACUCAUUGUCAUGCUCACUCGCUGCGU